ACUUUGAUUUCGUCGUCGCCAACAAAGAGAAAUUAAAUUAAGGAGGUUGACACUAUUUCGCACUCACUCCCCUUUCUUCAUUCCUUUCAUCGCACUUCAAACUCCUUUGCUACUGGAAUCUUCUCAGAAUGGCGUCUUUAUCCAAUUCUGUUGUCAUAUCGAGGAGCCCCGCAGUCGAUUUAUCUUCUGGCUCUUCUUUGAAGUCUGCUGAUCAGUUUAUGAGACCCACUCACUUGGCCUUGAGUUUUAAGGGCAACAACAGACCAUCCACCAACAAAAGGAUACUCACAGUUCAAGCAAGUUAUAGUGAUGAUGGAAGGCCAGGCAGUGCAAGCAUCUUUGUCAGUGGCUUUGUUUUAGGGGGAUUAAUUGUUGGGACACUUGGAUGUGUUUUUGCACCUCAGAUCAGCAAGGCUUUAAAUGGAUCUGACAAAAAGGAUCUCAUGAAAAAGCUGCCAAAAUUUAUCUAUGAUGAAGAAAAGGCCCUGGAGAAGCAACGCAAGAAACUGGCUGAGAAGAUUGCACAACUGAACGAUGCCAUAGAUAAUGUAUCCACUCAGUUGCGAUCAGAAGAGCAGCCGCCAAAUGGAGCUGCAGUGAGUUCAGAUGACGUUGAGGCUCUCAUCUAAGACUGCCAACAUGUACAACCUUUCCUCUAAGGAAUGCAGGGGAGUUGGUGUUUUUGUUGAUGGUCCAGGAAUAGGAAACCACAUCAAAGCUGGAGCCAAGAAGGUGAUCGUUGUAUAUAACGAAACUGCAUCAUGGAUUAUAAUAACUCAAAAAGAGAUAAUAUGACAAGACAAGAUUGAUAGUAAUGAUUUCAUCAUAGUAUUAUGUAAUCCAUUAACACUACUUCAACUAUUUUUUCUCGUUUCUCUCUCA
Salvia hispanica is the source of this 882-nucleotide messenger RNA. Lineage: Eukaryota; Viridiplantae; Streptophyta; Magnoliopsida; Lamiales; Lamiaceae. The record is from RefSeq and is a predicted model, not a curated record.